AUGCUUCCAGUACCAACAACCACAAUGCUUCCAGUACCAAAAGUUUCAGGGGAGUAUAGUAAAAAUGAAGAAGAUCCAAUAACAUACCAACCAUCAGUUGCAUUACCAAUAAUCGAAAAUAUUUCCAAUUCCAACUAUUAA
Dictyostelium discoideum AX4 is the source of this 141-nucleotide messenger RNA. RefSeq lists its product as hypothetical. Lineage: Eukaryota; Evosea; Eumycetozoa; Dictyosteliales; Dictyosteliaceae. The record is from RefSeq and is a predicted model, not a curated record. The transcript has a single exon. The coding region runs from base 1 to 141 and encodes 46 amino acids.